Molecule: messenger RNA, 2136 nt
Organism: Odobenus rosmarus divergens (Pacific walrus)
Lineage: Eukaryota; Metazoa; Chordata; Mammalia; Carnivora; Odobenidae
Gene: TNS4
Product: tensin 4
Exons: 12
Coding region: 1-2136 (711 amino acids)
Molecular function (GO): protein binding
Source: RefSeq, a predicted model, not a curated record
AUGUCGCAAGUGAUGUCCAGCCCCCUGCUGGCAGGAGGCCAUGCAGUCGGCUUGUCUCCCUGCGAAGAACCCAGGAGGGCCCUGCACCCAGCACCCAGCCCUGGCCUGCCACUGCAGUGUCCUUACUAUACCACAGAAGGUUGGGGAGCCCAGGCCCUGAUGGCCCCCACACCCUUCAAGGGGCCCCCCAGCAGGCUCCAGCAGGGUCCACAGGCUAGAGCCAAAACCAGCUGCCUCCUGCAAUCCCCUGGGGAGCAGACCUCAGGGACCCUGGAGGACCUCGACUCCUACAUUGACUUCUCACUGGAGAGCCUCAACCAGAUGAUUCUGGAACUAGACCCCACCUUCCAGUUGCUCCCCCCAGGAACUGGUAGCCCCUGGGCCGAGCCUACCCAGAGCACAACCUCAAGGAAAAAGAAAGACGAGCCUGAAGCCUUGGACAUAAAGUACAUCGAGGUGACCUCCACCAGAUCAAGGUGUCAUGAUGGCCCCCAGUGCUGCUCCAGCCCAUCUGUCACCCCGCCCUUUGGUUCCCCACGCAGUGGUGGCCUCCUCCUUUCCAGAGACAUCCCCCGAGAGACUCGAAGCAGCAGUGAGAGCCUCAUUUUCUCUGGGAGCCAGGGCAGGGGGCACCAGCACCCCCCUCCCCACUCUGGGGCUCCCUCUUCUCAUCCCCCACCCUCUCCCAGCAUCUCUAUCCCCUGCAUGGGGAACAAGGCCUCGGGCCCCCAUGGCUUGGGCUCCCCGCUGGCAGCUUCUCCAGGCUUGGAGAAAGGGCUGGGGGGCCUGGCCCCACAGCAGGGCAGCAGGGUCUCUGUGUUGUCAGCCAGCCCAGCAUCCGAUGUCAGCUACGUGUUCGGAAGCAGCCAGUCCCUCCUCUACUCCAGCGUCUCCAGCCAUCAGUCAUCUUCUAGAUCCUUGGAGAGUCCAGCGAGCUCUUCCUCCAGCCUCCACAGCCUUGGCCAAGUGUCCCCGGGUACAAGAGCCAGUGACUUCCAGGUCUCCAGCAACCCCACCCCAAACAUGGGCCAGCCCAGAGCAACUCACUCCCCACCACUGGCCAAGGAGCACGCCAACAGCUGCCCACCAUCCAUCACCAACUCCAUGGUGGACAUACCCAUCGUGCUGAUCAACGGCUGCCCAGAACCAGGUUCUCCCCCAUCCCAGCAGAUCCCAGGACACCAGGACUUUGUCCGGCCUGGGGCCCCUUCUUCCAGCAACCCUUGUCCAGCCACCAGGAGCCACAGCCAGACCCCUCUCGCCACAUCCUCAGAGGGUCCCUCCAGGGACAUGCAGCCCACCAUGAAGUUUGUGAUGGACACAUCUAAAUACUGGUUUAAGCCAAACAUCACCCGGGAACAAGCAAUUGAGCUGCUGAGGAAAGAGGAGCCAGGGGCUUUCAUCGUGAGGGACAGUUCUUCCUACCGAGGCUGCUUUGGCCUUGCCUUGAAGGUGCAGGAGGCCCCUGCACCUGCCCCGAACCGAUCAGGUGAGGACAACAGUGACCUCAUCCGCCACUUCCUCAUCGAGUCUUCCGCCAAAGGGGUGCAUCUCAAAGGAGCAGACGAGGAGCCCUACUUUGGGAGCCUCUCUGCCUUUGUGUGCCAGCAUUCCAUCAUGGCCCUGGCGCUGCCCUGCAAACUCGCCAUCCCACAGAAAGAAUUGGGAGCUGGAGACGACUCAGACCCCACUACAGACAGCCGGGCCUCCUACCUGAAGAAAUCUGCAGGCUGCCAUGCCCUGUACCUGACCUCCGUGAGUGUAGAGACCCUGAGUGGAGCCCUAGCCGUGCGGAAGGCCAUCUCAACCACCUUUGAGAGGGACGUCCUCCCCACACCCACCGUGGUCCACUUCAAAGUCACUGAGCAAGGCAUCACCCUGACUGAUGUCCAGAGGAAGGUGUUUUUCCGGCGCCAUUACCCCCUCACCACCCUCCGCUUCUGUGGCAUGGACCCCGAGCAACGGAAGUGGCAAAAGUACUGCAAGCCCUCCUGGAUCUUCGGGUUUGUGGCCAAGAGCCAGACAGAGUCACAGGAGAAUGUGUGCCACCUGUUUGCAGAGUAUGACACAGUCCAACCAGCCUCCCAGGUCAUCGGCCUGGUGGGUGCCUUGCUGCAGGACACAGAAAGGAUGUAG